Molecule: messenger RNA, 820 nt
Organism: Exserohilum turcica Et28A
Lineage: Eukaryota; Fungi; Ascomycota; Dothideomycetes; Pleosporales; Pleosporaceae
Exons: 1
Coding region: 228-440 (70 amino acids)
Source: RefSeq, a predicted model, not a curated record
UGCCACCACGAGACCAUACGCGGUAUGUCCCACCACCUAGACAAAUGAGCAUGCCAGGAUCCCAUCGACGAAGCCGUUACAGGCAAGGCGGCCCAUCUGACCUAUCAAGUUUAGACUCGGGGAGUGACCGGACGCGACGCGGCCAUCGACGGCACCACCGACAGCGACAAGACCUUAUCUAGCCGUUAGCUGAUCUGUUCAGCCAACGACGCUUAAAACCCGAAGAAAUGGGCACCUUCGACGGGCACAACACGAGUGUACACCUGUACGUGCGUCAGAUCCAGCACCGAGUCCGCCUCUACAGAUACCAGCGGGUACUCGAAGUCCUCCCACUCUGCAUGAAGGGAGACGCCGUAGAUUGGUACAGUUCUUUGUCUGAUGGCCAAAUACACCGCAUGACCACUAGCAUCAAUAAAUGGAUUAUCGCGCUGCGACACUAAUUCCAAAAGGACAAUCUGCUUGCCAAAGACGAAGCUAAUAGAUGUAAACACUCGUUCGAACGAGAAUCACUCAACGUGCGACAAUACAUCACUUACAAGCAGACUAUACUCUACAACGCAGGCAUUGAUAGUUAGAACGAGCUACUCAUGAUUUAAAAAAUCUGGCGCGACCUGGACCCUAUUCUGCAGAACGCGGUCACCAUCAACCCCUACAUAAGUAUGGAAGACUUCGUUAGUCUCUGCUACUAGAAGGAAUAUUCGGCCCGACGCGCUUUUGAGCAACAAAAACAUCAAGCUACUAAGCGCCUCCGUUUCGUUGCCCAGGAGAUGGCACGGCAACGCCAAGACCUAGAACGACCUUUUGGGACCCGUCCAGCGCU